Messenger RNA from Pteronotus mesoamericanus, 2093 nucleotides. RefSeq names its product DEAD-box helicase 6 (gene DDX6). Gene Ontology annotation, biological process: cytoplasmic stress granule assembly; negative regulation of translation; P-body assembly. The record is from RefSeq and is a predicted model, not a curated record. The transcript is spliced from 14 exons. Gene Ontology annotation, molecular function: ATP binding; RNA helicase activity; mRNA binding. NCBI's taxonomy places the organism in Eukaryota, Metazoa, Chordata, Mammalia, Chiroptera, Mormoopidae. Bases 371 to 1822 code for a protein of 483 amino acids. Gene Ontology annotation, cellular component: cytoplasmic stress granule; P-body.
GGGCGGGCGGAGAUUUCCGAGGAGGAAGGAGCGCCGCCAUCUUGGGAGCUUCGAAUCAACAAUAAAGGACCGAGGGGGCCAGCGGGAGUGGCCUUGGUGAUUGAAGUACGUGAAUUCAGAUACAUAACUCAACCUUGUUAGAGAGAUUUUUAAAAAUAAAAAGUUGAUUCGGUGCAUGAGAGCAAGUUACUGCUGCUUACUGUUCAGAGACUUACAGGUGCUUGCCUGCAUUGCAAUAAAAGACUCAUUAUUGAGCAAGACUUAUAUAUAUCUCUUCGUUUUGGAGAGCCUAAUAAACUGUAUUUCAGUUUCUCUACUGACUUUCAAAAGUUUUGAAGUUUGAAAGAGACAUCUUUACAUUUAAUACAGCAUGAGCACGGCCAGAACAGAAAACCCUGUUAUAAUGGGUCUGUCCAGUCAAAAUGGUCAGCUGAGGGGCCCUGUGAAGCCCAGUGGUGGCCCUGGAGGAGGGGGCACACAGACACAGCAACAAAUAAACCAGCUGAAAAACACCAACACAAUCAAUAAUGGCACUCAGCAGCAAGCACAGAGUAUGACCACCACUAUUAAACCUGGCGAUGACUGGAAAAAGACUUUAAAACUCCCUCCAAAGGAUCUAAGAAUCAAAACUUCUGAUGUAACCUCCACAAAAGGAAAUGAGUUUGAAGAUUACUGUUUGAAACGGGAGUUACUGAUGGGAAUUUUUGAAAUGGGCUGGGAAAAGCCAUCUCCUAUUCAGGAGGAGAGCAUUCCCAUUGCUUUAUCUGGUAGGGAUAUUUUAGCUAGAGCAAAAAAUGGAACAGGCAAGAGUGGUGCCUACCUCAUUCCCUUACUUGAAAGGCUAGACCUGAAGAAGGACAAUAUACAAGCAAUGGUGAUUGUUCCUACAAGAGAACUUGCUCUACAGGUCAGUCAAAUUUGCAUCCAGGUCAGCAAACACAUGGGAGGAGCCAAAGUGAUGGCAACCACAGGAGGAACCAAUUUACGGGAUGACAUAAUGAGGCUUGAUGAUACAGUGCACGUGGUAAUAGCUACCCCUGGGAGAAUCUUGGAUCUUAUCAAGAAAGGAGUAGCAAAGGUUGAUCAUGUCCAGAUGAUAGUAUUGGAUGAGGCAGAUAAGUUGCUGUCACAGGAUUUUGUGCAGAUAAUGGAGGAUAUUAUUCUCACUCUACCUAAAAACAGACAGAUUUUAUUAUAUUCUGCUACUUUCCCUCUUAGUGUACAGAAGUUCAUGAAUUCCCAUUUGCAGAAACCCUAUGAGAUUAACCUGAUGGAGGAACUAACUUUGAAGGGAGUAACCCAGUACUACGCAUAUGUAACUGAGCGCCAAAAAGUACACUGCCUCAACACACUUUUCUCCAGGCUUCAGAUAAACCAGUCGAUCAUUUUCUGUAACUCCUCUCAGCGAGUUGAAUUGCUAGCCAAGAAGAUUUCUCAACUGGGUUAUUCUUGCUUCUAUAUCCAUGCUAAAAUGAGGCAGGAACAUCGAAAUCGUGUCUUUCAUGAUUUCCGAAAUGGCUUAUGCCGCAAUCUUGUUUGCACUGAUUUGUUUACCCGAGGUAUUGAUAUACAAGCUGUGAAUGUGGUAAUAAACUUUGACUUCCCAAAGCUGGCAGAGACCUAUCUCCAUCGUAUUGGAAGAUCAGGUCGCUUUGGUCAUCUUGGCUUAGCCAUCAACUUGAUCACAUAUGAUGAUCGCUUCAACCUGAAAAGUAUUGAGGAGCAGCUGGGAACAGAAAUUAAACCUAUUCCAAGCAACAUUGACAAGAGCCUAUAUGUGGCAGAAUACCACAGUGAGCCUGUAGAAGAUGAUAAACCAUAACAAGCAUGCUUUGGCAAACUAAAGAAGGCUUGUUCGGAUCUGUGACACAUCAUUUUGGGGGGAUGCUCUUCUCUUUGUGGGUUUUUCAUCUUUUAUUUUGGAACUACGAGGACUUAAAAGAGCUCAGACUUUUUUUUUUUUAACUGGUGAAGAGAAAAAAAUCUGAAAAGAAGGAAUUACCUUUUUUGUUCCACUUGUUUGCACUGUGUGCUGACUGAACAUUAGUUGCACUAACUGCUGGUUUUUUAAAAAUGUUUUCUGGGGAAGAAGG